Molecule: messenger RNA, 531 nt
Organism: Arctia plantaginis
Lineage: Eukaryota; Metazoa; Arthropoda; Insecta; Lepidoptera; Erebidae
Source: the annotation of a GenBank genome assembly
AUGGUUUUAACUGCUGACGUUUAUUUACCAGAAGAGUCAGAUUUGACCGUGCAAGAGGUCUCAGUAUCCUCUGCAACACUUUUCGCUGGUUCUUUUCAUUUAGGAAAAUAUUGUGAACAUGCUAAUAAUGAGUUCAUGUUAUGCCGACAAGAAGAGAAAGAUCCUCGGAAAUGUAUCAAUGAGGGAAAAGCAGUGACUGCUUGCACCUUGGAGUUUUUCCGUAAAGUCAAGCAGACUUGCUUGAAGGAGUUCAACCAGUAUGCUACAUGUAUUGACAAGAGCUCUGGAGAAUUUUCUUUGAGAUAUUGCCGAAACACUCAGGGUGUAUUUGAUAAGUGUAUGCUGGAGAAGUGGAAUAUCGAGCGUCCUUCGUUUGGUUACUUCACUGAGGCGCGUGUCCACGACACCAAGAGGCCGAAACCCUUGGAAGAGCCUAAGGCUGUUUACCCAGAUGCUACACCAGCCCUACCAGAGGACUUUGAAAAGAAACCAGCUAGAGGUGGAUCUCGAUUCUACUGGAUGACCGAAUAA